This is a messenger RNA of Paramecium sonneborni, 494 nucleotides long. Lineage: Eukaryota; Ciliophora; Oligohymenophorea; Peniculida; Parameciidae. The record is from the annotation of a GenBank genome assembly.
AAUAACAUUUAUUAUGGUUGAAUUGUAAUAUAUUAAGUUAUUCUAAUAUAGAGAUGCAAAAAAGUAGUUAGCAAUUAGCAAUAUAGCACUAUUGAUGAUAGAAAUAGUAUUGUUAACAGAAUAUUCAUAUAUGAAUGAACAUCCUCAUCGAAAUGAAAGUUUGGCAUAUGUGAGAUUAGCAAUUUCUGGACAGGUUUUUAUGAUGCUAGCAUUUAUGGGAUUGAUUGCAACUUACUUUUUCGUACAUAGAAUAAUGAAAAUAGGAAUAUUGUGUAGUCUAUGUUUAGGUUUUGUAUUAGUUUUUAUUGGAAUGAUUGUUGGAGUGAAAUACGUAAUUUAUAUACAUAAUGUAUAUAGUAUGAAGAUGGUUAUGAUACAAUUGCAUCUACUUGGUGGAUUGAAGUAGGUUUGAUUAUACUUGGAUUUCUUAAUUGCAUGUAGGCUUUUAGUAAUGAACCAUAAUCUAAUGAAAUGUAUUAAAGAUAAGAUUGAGU